Drosophila ananassae is the source of this 1825-nucleotide messenger RNA. RefSeq names its product glutarate-semialdehyde dehydrogenase (gene Ssadh). NCBI's taxonomy places the organism in Eukaryota, Metazoa, Arthropoda, Insecta, Diptera, Drosophilidae. The coding region runs from base 179 to 1702 and encodes 507 amino acids. Gene Ontology annotation, molecular function: succinate-semialdehyde dehydrogenase (NAD+) activity. The transcript has 3 exons. The record is from RefSeq and is a predicted model, not a curated record. Gene Ontology annotation, biological process: GABA catabolic process.
UUCUCUCCCUCUCACAGCUGACCAGCACCUAGAGAUAUAAAUUAAAAUCAAUUAAACUCAAUCAGAGAACAAAUAGAGAUAAAAAAUAGUAAUCUGCGAGCAGUUGAAAACUGCAAGGAAACCAACUGAUACCUGAUAGACCAUUUAACCCCCGGACAGCUGACAAAAAGCCGGCAGAAUGUUGCGACAAUUCGGUGGCAUCGCACUACGAAGAUUACUCAGUUUCGGCAGGAUGCGCAAUUAUUCAGCUCUAGUACAAAGCAAGGCCUUGGUGGACGGCGCCUGGGUGGAAUCCAGUGAUUGCGACACCUUCGAGGUUCUGAAUCCUGCUAAUGGAGCGGUGAUUGGAACUGUGCCGAACAUGACCGUGGCGGAUGCCCAAAAGGCCAUAGAUGCUGCCAAGAAGGCCUACGAGUCCAAGGAAUGGCGUUCCCUCACUGCCAAGGAUCGCUCCAAUCUGCUGAAAAAGUGGCACAAGCUUAUAGAGCAGAACAGUCAGGAGAUAGCCGAGAUAAUGACGGCCGAGUCGGGCAAGCCCAUUAACGAGUCCAAAGGAGAAGUGGCCUAUGGCAACUCUUUCGUUGAAUGGUUUGCGGAGGAGGCGCGUCGCAUCUACGGCGAGAUCAUCCCCAGUGCUGCACCCAACCGGGAGAUCAUAGUUAUGAAACAGCCCAUUGGUGUGGCCGCUCUUAUUACGCCCUGGAACUUUCCAAUGGCAAUGAUUACCCGGAAAGCAGGAGCCGCCCUGGCUGCUGGUUGCACUGUGGUGGUCAAGCCCUCAGAGGAUACUCCACUUACCGCCCUGGCAGUGGCCAAAUUGGCUGAGGAUGCUGGCAUCCCGAAAGGCGUCAUCAAUGUGGUGACCACUAAAAAGGCAGCUCCAAUGGGCGAACUCUUUUGCAAGAGUCCUGACGUUCGUGGCAUAUCCUUCACGGGCUCCACGGAAGUGGGAAAGCUGCUGUUCCGCAACUGCGCAGAUGGCAUCAAGAGGGUUUGCCUGGAACUGGGGGGCAAUGCUCCGUUUAUUGUUUUCGAUUCGGCCGAUGUCGAGAAAGCCGUGGACGGAGCCAUGGCCUCCAAGUUCAGGAACUGUGGCCAGACCUGUGUGUCUGCCAAUCGAUUCUUUGUCCAGGAUGGCAUCUACGAUAAGUUUGUGGAACAGCUGAAGAAGCGCGUGGAGGCAUUAAAGAUUGGAAAUGGCGAGGGAUGCGAUGUCCAAAUUGGACCACUAAUCAAUGAAAUGCAGUUCAAGAAGGUCAGUGGCUUCGUGGAGGAUGCCAAGGACAAAAAAGCCACUGUUCUGUCCGGUGGAAAGCCUCUAACCGAAGUAGGAUCACUUUUCUACGCUCCUACCAUAAUCACAGACGUUCCUAGCACGGCUAAGCUUUACACGGAGGAGGUCUUCGGUCCUGUUGUCUCUAUCAUUCGAUUCCGCGACGAGGAGGAGGCCGUGCAAAAGGCCAACGACACUAGGCGCGGACUGGCUGGUUACUUCUACAGCGAGAAUCUGCAACAGGUGUUCCGGGUGGCCAAGCGACUGGAGGUGGGCAUGGUGGGUGUCAACGAGGGCAUCAUCUCUGCCGCCGAAGCACCCUUCGGUGGAGUCAAGGAGUCUGGAGUGGGUCGGGAAGGAUCCAAGCACGGUAUCGACGACUACGUGGAUAUCAAGUACAUCUGCAUGGGCAACCUCAAGUACAACUGAAGUCCAAAAUGCCUCAAGCCAUUGCUUUCGUUUGCUGUCUUCCAUUAGAACUAAAUGAGAUUUGUUGAAUGUUGUAAAAAAAACACGCCGCUAUUUAAAUAAAUGUGCACAAAAAUACAAAAC